AUGGAAUUGCUGCGAAGUUCUGAAGUACAUGACUUUAAAAUCCCUCAGAGUUUAUGUGAUAUGCAUCAGGUAAGGCAAAACACUUGAAAUUCAAAAGUGAAUAUUCUUUUGAAAUAAUUUUUUUAAAUCUUUUAUUUGCAAAUGUUUAAGGCAUUAGCUAGGUAAUACAUUAUGAAUUGUUCCUCUAAAUGAUAAGUCAGGAUCGCAAAUUUUGUUAAUUUCCAUUCAUUUACAUUUGAUAUUGCUGGAACCUUCAUAAAAUCUGCUUCAGUAAUAAUUCCAGCAAUGUGUACACACGGGCAUGCAUUCAAAAUUCAAAACCCUGCAAUGAAUAUUUGUUUUUCACCAGCUUACAAACUUGCCAUUAAAGAAAUACAUUUUAUAUUUUGGUAUUUUAAUGCAAUUAUUCUGUAACGUCAAUUCAACUGGAUGCUGCUCAUUUCUUUAAAUUGAAUCUGUCUAAAAUACAACUUCUGGUCUUUCCUCCCUCAAGUGUUAAUGUCUGUGUCCCUCCAAGUCAAUGGUGCUACCAUCCAAUCUUCCUCUAAGGCCCACAGCCUAGGUGUUCUCUUUGACUCCGACCUAUCCUUCACCCCUCAUAUCCAGUCAAUCGCCAAAUCCUCCCACUUCAUCUCAAAAAUAUAGCACGCAUCCAACCCUAUUUAACGCCUGAUACAGCAAAGAUGCUUGCCCAUGCUGCUGUUCUCUCGCCUUGACUACUGUAAUCUGCUUCUCAGUGGUUUUACGUGUUCCUAUCUUGCCCUGUUAGUGUAUAAUGAAUGCGGCGGCGAGGCUCAUCUUCCUGAUCGCCUGCACAUCCCACGCCUGCCCCUUUGUCAGUCCCUACAUUGGCUUCCUGUAAGAUCAGAACUCAAUUUAAGGUCCUGAUACUUGUUUACAAAUCUCUACACAAUGCUGCUCCGACCUACUUAUGCUCACUAUUACACAAAUAUGUCCCAUCUUGGCCCCUACGUUCUGCCGGACACCUACGUCUAACCUCUUUUCGUACUCCUACCUCUGAUGCUCACCCACUGGCGGAUCCAGAGCCUUAUCUCGGGAAGGACACUCAUAGAUUAUUUAAAGAAACAAUCCAGGUACAGUAACCACUGCAGCUCUAUGUAGUGGUUAUGGUGCCAGGAGUUCCGUGGUGCCCUCCCAGAGUAAAUAGUCAAACCGUUUAAGAACAGUUUGGCAAUUUACAUGGGGUCUGCCAGGAUAGGGGCUGUAGUAUUGGGAUAGGGCCUCUAGGUAGGUAGGUGUGUGUGUGUGGGAUAGUGGGAUAGUGUGUAUAGGGAGGUGCAGUGGUAGCACUGUGUGUAGGAGGUGCAGUGUGUGUUUGUGUGAGGGGUGUAGUGUGUGCAUGGGAGUGCAGUGUAUAUAUGGAGUACAGUGGGAACACUGUGUGUAUGAGGGUGAAGUGGGGGCAGUGUGUGUAUGGGGGUGAAGUGGGGGCAGUGUGUGUAUGGGAGUUCAGUAGGGGCAGUGUGUGUAUGGGGGAUGCAGUGUUUGUGUGGGGGAUCACUGUGUGUAUGGGGGUGCAGCGUGUGUGUGAAGGAGAAGUGUGUGUACGGGGGUGCAGUUUGGCAGUGUGUAUGGGGAGAAGUGGGACAGUGUGUGUAUGGGGGUACAGUGCGACAUUGUGUGUAUGGGGUACAGUGGGAGCAGUGUGUGUAUGGGGGUGCAGUUUGGGCAAUAUGUGUAUGGGGGGGUGCAGUGGGUGUAGUGUGUGUGGUGGGGCUGUGUGUGUGUAAUUGGGGGAGAGGGCUGAUUAAAAAUAAUAAGUGUUUUUUAUUUUUAUUUAAAAUAUGCUUUAUAUCCUCCUUCCCUUCUUAGCUUUUCCCAAGGAGGAGGGAUAUAAAACAUAUUUUUUUAAUAAAAAACAACAACACUUAUUUGUUUUAAUCAGGAAUUGCUCUUAUUCAUAGUAUCCCCCCCCUCCCUUCUUAUCUUUGCACAGGGAGGGGGGAUAUCGAUUCUAAAGCCCUGGUGGUCCUCGUGGUGAAUCCCUGGCGGUUCUAGUGGGGAGUGAACUCUAGCCUGCACCUCUUGGGCUAGUGUUCACUCUCGCGAGAACGGAGACCCGGCGGAGCUGCAACUUGUUGGCGCUUUAUAAAUAAUAAUAAUAAUAAUAUUAAAAUGUAUUAACUGUCUGUCAAGAUCAAGGAAGAUAUUUUUGUAAUUAAAUAAUGUAUUUAUGAUUAGAGAUGUAAAAAAGAAAUCUACACAUAAACCCUUAAAAACAACAAAGAUAAUAUUUACUAAUAUAUUUUUUGGUAUAAAUGAUUGAAAUCACUAAAUGAGUAUAUGUUUCUUUUUAACCCCCAGAAAACGGCAAAAUCCAGGUCAAAAUCUUGCAGUACGGAUGAAGAUGAAGAGUUAUCUCCAAGGGAAGUGGGACAGAUGCACAGGUCAGAACUAGACAAGAAGGCUGACUUCUUGCUUUAACAUAUGCUAGGCAUCACCUCAUAAAGUCUGCACCAAGCAUGCACCACCACACUCUGCCCUCCACACCCUGCCCCCCACAGCCUUCUUCCACACACCCUGCCCCCAGCAUGCACCCCCACAGCCUGCCCCCACACCUUGUCCCCCACACACCCUGCCCCAAGCAUGCACCCCCACACCCUGUUGCCAUCUUGGCUUAGGCCCGCGCACAAGUUUUUUUCUUUACCCCUGCAUUGACAUUCCAUGAAUAAGACGACCCCCAAUUUUAGACUAAACAAAUUUAGAAAAAAACAGUCUUAUACAUGGAAAAAUACGGUAUAUUUAAAAGCUUCUUGACUUUAGUCUCACCUCUAAAACCUGAAUCAUAUUUUGCCAUUCUUUAUAUGAUUAAUUUAAGUAACUUUCAUUGCCAAUUCAUUAAGGUAAUUUGUAGAAGAACAGUUUUGUUGCUAAUCCACUCCAUCUCCACCAUUAUAUUUUUCUAGCACUGCGUAUUCAUGUUAUAUAAACCAAAGAAAGGGUAUUAUAUUUUAUUGGUGGCAAUUAAAACUGUUAUAAUAUUUUAAGCUCAGAUAUAAUGUUUCUAUGGAUGAUAUUAUAAAGUAACCAUGUAAGGCAGGUUCAAGUGGUGGGUGUAAACUACCCACUUCUUAGAGAAAGUUGUCUGAAUUUAACAUUAUUGUCCUUGUUCUGUAAAGCUAAUUUUUGAUAUCUCUGACUUUAAUGUAAACUGGCUCAUAUAUCAAAUCCAUAUUCAGCCCUGCCUUAUCAACUUGUAUUAUAUCAUAUCAUAUCAUAUAUCAUAUCCCAUAUUAUAUCAUAUCCUAUCCCAUAUCACAUAAUAUACCAUAUCAUAUACCAUAUCACAUCAUAUACCAUAUCACAUAAACAGAAUGGUAAUAUUACAUGGCUUAAAAACAAUAUUAUUGCUGAACAUGCAGUCUUGAUACUCAUCAUAUAAACAUAGGUUUUACAUAGGUAUGUUAAUGUAUAGUGGUUAAAAGUAAAAGAAACUCUAACCAUGAAAGUCCACUGUAGUGGUUAUGGUCACAGGAAUGCCGUGACGCCCUUGUAAGUAGCCAAACCGUUUUAGUAUGGUUUGACUUUUUAUCUACUGUCUGCCAGGUGCGACUCCAUGCCUCCACUACAGCCUUCAGAGAGCUGGAACCUUCUGCUCCUGUUAGCUCUCCUGUGCGUCAUCCUGGCAUGCUUUCUGCCAAUAAGUGAAGUCCUGCACUCUGAGAUUUACUCAAAGAGUUACAAGCUUUUGGAAGGCUGUAGUAGAGGGAGGUAGCAGCACUCAGUACAUCCCAGGUAAGAAGUCAAACCUUUCUAAAAUGAAUACAAACAUUGUGGGGUGCCAGGGCACUCUGGCACCAUAACCACUACAGGUCAUUGUAGUAUUUAUGACUCUUGGUGUGUUUCUUCAAAAAUUAAUUUAUUGAGGAGACUGGCGGUCUUGGUCACCAUAAUAAUUUAGUUUUUUCAAGAUCUUAUUCGAAAACAGAAAGUCUUACUUUGGUAUUUGGGUACUAGUGUGUGACAUCUGCAAAUAUUUCAGUGUGUUCCUUAACAAUUUAAAUACAUUUGAGCUAUUAACAAUAGCUGUUUCACUUUUGCUCUAAAACUAGAGCUUUUUCUUACAGUAUUUUUUUAGAUUAUUGUAAUAUUUGGUAGAUAUUAAAAGCUAUUUGAACCUUAAAAGUUUUUUUGUUUUACAUUAUUAGAUGUCAAAAGUUAGAAUUUUUUCCAUGUAUCGUAAUUUGCAAGUUUUAUGCAAAACAUCCCUUUUUUCUGUUGCCUUUAUAACUGCUUUGACUCGUAACAUGUCAGGAGAUUAAUUUGCAUAGAAAGCAUAAUGAAGCACAAAGAAUUACCAAUUUCUAUUCUAAUAACUACAACAGAAGAAUUUUAAGAAUUUAUUAACAACCUUUACAGUCUCCUAAUUAGCUAUAAAAAAAGGUGCUAUGACAUUUUACUAAAUAUAUAAAUGUAGUGGAACAAGGAAUACAUUCUAAUUUAUAUAUUUAUAAUGAACAUAUUACCUAAUUUUCUUUCACUGAAUAUUUUUUCGUCACCACCAAUACAGACACAAGUAAGAGCUUCAGUAAUAGCAAUUUAAACUAUAAACAUAAGUGAUGUUUGAUGAUCUUUAUAUGUGCAAUUUUUCUUUGCCACUGUUCUCUUUGUUGUGAACCCUUGCCCAGUUCUGGCAUAGCUAAUCACUGUUGCUUAAACAAGGGCAUGGUUUUGCUUUUCUUGCACACAUCAUAGAGAUGAUUUAACUGAGAGUACAUUCAUAAUUAUUAGUUUAUAUUUAAACAAUACUUUUCAAGUUAUGUUAUCAUAUCAUAUCAAAUGACACCUUUGUGUAUUUAGACUGGUGUCCUAGAUCAGACCCAAUGUUGGUAUUUUCCCCUCACACUGAUUUAAAGUUUAAUGUUGCAUAUAUCUAAAAAGCUUGUGGCAGGAGUUUGCAUAUUUUAUAAAGGUUAUUAUAUGUAGCUUAUGUUUAAGGUUUCAUUUCCCCUCAAGUAAUUAUGGAUUACUAGUAAGAUCAGAGCACCAACCCUCUUGAUCAUGUCCAAUAUCUCAUCUUCUUUCUCUCUAUUCUAUACUAUAUUUGGCCUUAUGAAUUAACCUUUGUGAAUCUGAACUUUAUCAUUCCAACAACUACACAAGCAUACACAGGAGACAUGAAGUCUUUGUUACAGUACUACGCACAAUAAAACAUUGCGUCAUAUCAUUUUUUUCUAACUAAUUUGGGAAAUCUAAGUGCUCAUAUCUCCGUUCCACAGAAUAAUUUAGCAUAAACUGAGAUAGAUAAGGCUUAAUCGGUAUCAACUCUAAAGCCGGGAAGCAGCAAAAUCUUAUUAGAAAGUAAGCAUUAAUAUGGGAAUCGAGAUUUCAUUUUAGUCCUCUCUGUAGUGUUCGAGCUUUUGAACUGUGCUGGAAAUAAAAGCUGAAGUUGAUGCAUUAUGCUGAGCUUCAGAAUCUGCACUGUAUCAAUUCCGUUUCUAGUAUUUAUUAACCUUCAUUGUUUUUUUUUGUUUUUGUUUUUUUUCUAGUUAUGAGAAGACCUUGCUACCCUGCUCAAGAACUGUAUUAGCAGCAUAGUAAUUUAGCAAUGGACAGUCAUUUUCAUUUUUCUAUUGCAAAAGAGUAUCCAGAUUUGUGAUAGUAUACAAGCAGUGUUUAUAGUGUAGAGGAAACACGGAGUAUUGUAUUCAUAUUAGAUCUUUUAUUUAUUUAUUUUUGUAUUAUAGUUCAUUGUUCAAAAGUCGUUUUAUUCCAGGGCCCAUUAUCUGUAUUAUUAACCGAUAAAAAUAAAUUAAAACAUAAAUUUUCACAGGAGUUACAUAAUACUAAGACUGAAUCUAAACCAAGCUGUAUAAUUAGAGGAAAACUAUAGGGUCAGGUAUACAAAUGAUAUACUUAUCCUGACCCUAUAGUGUUAAAACCACUAUUUAGGCACUACCCCCCUUAAAUAGGGUAAAAUGUUACCUUUAUUCCGGUACCACACGGUUUUGCCGGUGCAGGCCCCGUCCCCAUACAACAAAACAUUAAAUUGGCUUAGAAUGUAAAUUCUGAUGAUCUCAGUCAAGGAGGUGGAUUUGGGAGAGCCAAAUGCCACUUUGGUCGAUCAGCAUCUCCUCAUAAAGAUGCAUCAAAUUAAUUAAUCUCUGCGGGGAAAUUCCAGUGACUGCAUGCAGAGCGUGAAGAUACUGAACGUCUGUGCUCCACAUUGUGCAGCAUUGACCCAGGAAGCACAUCUAGUGGCUGUUUGAGUGACUGCCACUGGAGGUGUCCCUUUGGAGCAAUGCAUACAGAAAAGGCAGUGUUUACAUGGAAAUGCCUGUAGUUGUUCUGGUGACUAUAGUGUCCCUUUAAUACAUCUAAGUUAAAAUCCAUGUGGUCAGGUUCUAUGCCUUGACUUCAUAUUUCAGUCACCAUUCAGUUAUCCAUUUGAGGAAGUCCUUCAGUUAAUAUGCCUUGACGUCAUGUUACAGUCUUCAUUUAGUUAUCUAUUUGAAGAAGUCUUUCAGUUACUAUAUCAUUUGCAUUAUCAUCCAUACAUUAAAAAAACAAUCCAUCUAUUUCAACAAAAACAAAUAUAUUAAUAUAGAAAAUUAAUAUAACAUUACCUUCUUCCAGACCGCUGCUUCCUUACUCACUCUCUAUUGUCUCUGUUGGCUGUUAGAAAAUGAAUAAUAGUUUUAAUGUAUUUAUAUACAGCGUUAACAAGCAUUGGAAUUAUUGGAAACCGGGCUGGUACGGUUUUGUUCACAAUUCAUUUUCUAUCAGUCCUCGUUUGUGCACUCUUUUUUUUUUCUAAUUAUUUCUGUGCUGUUAUUCCUAUUCUUGUACAACUAAUUUCCUUACUUUUUAAAGAAAUAUUGGAUAUGAAGGGGGUGGGCAGGGUAAAUGAAGACAUUGCCUCAUGCUUCCUAUAGGUGGAGCCAAGCCACAUAUGGCAUCUUGCUUACUUGUGCUUGGAUUGGUGGAGAAGAUGAUUUUGAAAAUGCUCAUUACAGGUAAGAAAGCAAUUUGAUUUUCUUUUUUAGAUGCCAGACAUUCAGAAAAAAUAUCUAUAAAGCUACACCUUAUAUAUGGUCCACAUUUUUAGAAUACGGAUUCUUAGUGAAGGUGCACAUUAUGGUUCCGUGCAAUGUUGAACUUAUCAUUGGGAUAUGAUAGACCAGUACUAUACGUACUUCUUCAUUACAGAAAACCACCCUUUCCAAUCUAGUCUUUACUAAUGUGUGUAGCAGUAAUGGCUUACCUUGGAACUGCAGAUGUUUGUGAACUAUAUAUUCCAUAAUGCUCAGACAGCUGAAGAGAUUGGUUUGAAGAUUAUGUGUGAUGUAGUUGAUACGUAUAUGCAGGAUAUCACGUUUAACCAUUACAUUUCUAUAGAUUCUAAUAUCAGGCUAAUGCACUAAAUACUUAUAAAGUAUCCAGUAGAUUAGAGUUGAGAAUUGUAAGUAUUGCACCUCUUUAUACAUACCAAAGGAUUGAGACACAACACUUUUUGUGAAUUUUCACAAAUCUCUUAGAUGUUAAAGGAUCACUAUAGGGUCAGGAACACAAACAUGUAUUCCUGACCCUAUAGUGUUAAUACUACCAUCUAUGCCUCCAUAAAUAUAGUAAAAAUCUUACUGUAUUCAAGCCUGAAGCUGUAAAUCUGCAUGCUUUAGACUCAGAAAAACAAGCAUUUUGCUGACAUGUGGUAGCCUGAUCCAAUCACAGUGCUUCCCCAUAGGAUUGGCUGAGACUGACAAAGAGGCAGAUCAGGGGCAGAGCCAUCAUGAUUCAAACACAGCCCUGGCCAAUCAUCAUCUCCUCAUAGAGAUGAAUUGAAUCAAUGAAUCUCUAUGAGGAAAGUUCAGUGUCUGCAUGCAGAGGGAGGAGAUAUUGAAUCACAGGAUGCUGUGCACAGUGCCUGCCCUGUACUCUGCUGAUAGCAGAUCUGAGUGGACGGAGGCAUAUUAUGCCUCCAUCAACUCCGAAGUCCCUCUGGUUCACUCUGAGUGACUGCAACUGGAGGUGUUCCUAGCUUUCAAUGUAAACACUGUAUUUUCUCAGAAAAUACAGUGUUUACAUGAGAGAGGCUGCAGGGAGCUAUAGUUCUCACCUGAACAACCUCAUUAAGCUGAAGUUGUUCAAGUGACUGUGCACAUCUUUGUCAAAUUGACAUGAAUCUAUUUUGAAAUAGUCAUUGUUUUUAUUGUUGUUCAUAAGUCUUUCAACUAUGAAUCACCAUUACAUCAACAGACUUGGCCGGAGAAGGAAAACCAUGAAAUUAUGCAGAGCGUUGUCCGAUCUGGUCGUCUACACAAAUUCUGUGGCUGCUCAAGACAUUAUGGAUGAUGGUAAGAGUUGAACUCAAAGGUCUUUCUAUCAGAGAAAUUUUUUUUAAAAAUACCUACAUUACAAACCAAGCAAAGAUAAAUAAUGCCCAGAGAAUUUGGUUACAUGUGAGUUUGGUUGGAUGUUGGCUUUGGUAAGUCUAAAAAUGUUUUGCAGAGAAAAGCACUGAAAGACAAUACUUAUACCCACACAUUGGCAUAUUGCAGGGUGUUAUGGCUACAAGCUGGGCACUUUGCUGUCAUUGUACCAGUGGAAAAACACUAAAAGUGUGGGGGGCACCACUGACUGCCUUUUUAGAAGGUGGUGGUAGCACGUAUAUGUAAUAUAUGCCAUCAUGGUUUAAUUAGAUUAAACUUUAACAAGGGAUAUAGGAAUAAAAUUUAUUUUCCUCACAUCUUGUCACACUUGGGGUUUUAAAAUAUGGAGAUGGUAUGGGUACCAUCUGGCAAAAUCUAAAUAAAUGUGCUCUGACAGACAUUCAGAUAGUUGGGCAUAUCCCCUAGAGAUACACAUUAUUACCCAGCAAACAUUAGUAAAAUGUUGCUUAGUUGAUAUGAGAAAAAUGACAGAAUACGUUAAAUACAAUGUAGCUUCUGCUCGCCUGGAUUAGAAAAAUGAUUUUGCUUUAACCCCUUAAGGACACAUGACAUGUGUGACAUGUCAUGAUUCCCUUUUAUUCCAGAAGUUUGGUCCUUAAGGGGUUAACAAGAAUCUGGAGGGUUAUUGCUUACAUUCUCCUGCAUGUUCGCACAGAGAUUGGCUGUUUUAUUUACAUUUAUCUCGACUGAUUUAUACUUAAAAUGUAUUUUGUACAACAAGAGAAGCAGCUUUGCUGUUUUUACAGCCUCGGCUUUGAGCUUUUAGCAUAAUUGCAUGUUUUACUGUCAUAGAUCCAAACAAUGCAGCUUAUCUUUUUAGGCAACACAAAUGUCUUUUUAUUUUGUGCUGGCAGUCAUUAUAGUACUUAAAAUGCUUGCACAAAAGCAAUUUGUCUUAGUCUUUUCUGUUCCGUACUUGGAAGCAGUGAAACACAUAAUACUGAAUAUUCGUAAAUAUCUACAAGUGUGCAUUGUUGUGACACAAUAUAUUUUAUCUGUUUGAAUACAUAAACACCAGAAUGAAUAUACUGAUAUUGACAGCAAAGAGAAAUUGUGUCUACAAUAAAUCACCAAAAAUAAACACUUUACUUCCCAUAACCAAGGAAAUAAGGAAAACAUACUGGGAUAAAUUAUGUGUUGAUAGAUAAAAACGAAAUGACUUCUACAUUUCAUUAAUCAACAAUAUAUUUCCCAACAUUGGCAUUAUUGGAAUAAUAUGCCAGCAGCGAAGGAAGGUGCAACUGGCAUGGGGGUUUGACAGUGACACAGUUUGCAUCACUGAUGGCACAAUAUUCUUCACUAAUGACACUUACGGUUGUGAAUAGGACAUUGCAUCCGUGGCUGCACAUAUGCCGAGCACUGAUGCUAAAGUAGAGGACAUAUGGAGGAUAAGGGGAUGUAAAAGAUGCAUACAAGGUUAUUCACUAAUUGAUAAUUCAAGGUGAAUUCAAAGUGAAUUUCAAAUUUAAGGUCAAAGUAGCCAAACUGGAAUAAUAUCUUGAAAACCUUAAAUCUGAAAUCCACUUUCAGCUCACCUUGAAUUCUCACUUUAGUAAAUAAUUUAUUGAAUAAUUCUGAAUAUUGUACUAUGCAAAAUGUCCUCUUUCUAUUGUACAAUUGUGGAAACUGGACAGAUGCUUGAGAUAUUUUUUUUCCCUUUUAAUCUAGGAAAAUAUUGGUGCCAAAUAAAGUUUUUAUAUAUAAAUAUAUAGAACUCCACAUUAUAGUGAUCUUCUCUAAGUGGUGGUAUUGCCCACUAUUCAAGCCCAGUCUGGGCAGACGUAUAAAAAUAUCACUGCCUUUCUUCAUUCCGGUCUCUUACACCAUACACCCUCCCCUACCAAGAGGUAUAAAAAGUCACUCACAGAUCACCUUAUAAAUGUACCAAACCCCAAGGUCUUCCUAGCAUGCUGGAAUGGAUUCCGAAAACAAGAGUAGUGAAGGUAGUAAAAUAUUUAAGCACCCACACAGACAUGUUUCGUAAGAACUACUGAUGCUGCUUCUUCAUUGCAAAAAUACUGCCAUCUUGACCCCCACCCUCCCUUAUGUUCUCCAAUAUUUGCUAUUAUCCUACACUAUUAGUAGUUCUUACAAUUUGUACAUCCUAUUGAUCAUCUCCCAAGAUGGUAUGUUCUCUGUCGUUUACCAUACAUUCUUGCUUGGGGUAUUUUCAAAUAUUUGCUAGUAGCAGAUUGGUGUGGUCAUUAUCUGGAGAACUGCUGUACCUCUUUGAUCACUAGGGAAUUACAGAAUAGCAUGCACAUGUAAUCAGGUCAACAUGUGUUAAAUAAUCCUGCUAUUUUCUAGAAAUAAUAAAUACACAAAAAUGAGGAUUUACUUUAAUCCAAUUAUUUUACAUCAGUUUGGCUUAAAACAUAAAAGCAUUUGUAAGCAGAGUAUAUAUUUUACAAUGUAAUUCUUUAUUUUAUUAACAUUCUAUGAUGUUCCUGUAACUCUUCUGCUAUGGAAUCUUGUAUUUAUAUACGGGAUGGCCCCUUUGUAUGGGGUCAAUCAGAGGUACUUAUAGGUUCCCUCUGUAAUGGCACGAGUGAGCUAACUUGUUUGGAUCUUCAGUAGGAACUAGCCAUGCCAGCUAAUAUGCUUAGGUGCAUUCUUAUUUUGUUUUUGGUUUAUUUUAGAUAAACAAAUAAUGAUGCAACUCUGCUCAGAAUUGUCAAAUUAUACACGUUCUAAAAAUAAUACCACUGACCACAUAUUAAACAAAAAGAAAAGUAAAGCACAGACCAUUAUUAUAAGAACCAACUAAUGGGUCUUACCCUGUGCCCUCCUUGUAGAUUAGUCCCACUCUACUCUAAAAUGAGUCUGGAAUAAUAAACCUGUAAAAUCCUUCUGUAACAAAAUGGAUGGCAUUAAACAUUUUAGACUUAACAGUCCUUAGUCAUAGGCAAGCCAAAUUAUUUUAUAAUUACUGUUAAAACUAUGAUGUUGCAGAGAAAAAUUAGUAGAAUACAUGCUGGGAUAUUUUUCCGGGGCUUCUACUUUUAAUGGGCAAUCUUGUGCCUUUCAUUAUUCUUACCUUUUUUGUUUUUUAUGCCAAUCAUCUCCUUCACCUCUUAUCUUUUGAAGAAAAGGUUACUGUGUGUGAAUAAGUUAGUUGUACACAAUCUAUAUAUGGAUACGGGAUAAGUGAACAUGCUGUGCAUUGCAUUUAAAGGUCAUUUUCUGGAGAAUAACAAAUGCCUAUUAUCGUCUGUACUGCUUUUUCCAACAUAUUGUUCUUGCAACUUUGAAGUAUGCAUGAUCUCUCCAUAGAAAUAAAUAAAAUAAAAUGUACUAGGUGUACUACACGACAGCAGAAAUGCAAACUAAAAGUUACUAAUAUGCAAAAUGCAAACAAAUGCAAACUAAAGUUACCAGUAUUCCCUGUCUCACUGACUAUUUUGUUUAGUGUCUGGGAGGCAUUCUAUGAGUUUUAGAGUACUUUCCUCUGAUGUUCAGCGAGUCAGAAAUUGGCCAUCAUUAUAUUAACAUCUGUAGAAGCUUCAGACACUCUUUUGUUAACAAAUUUUGCUGUAGCCCCUUCUUUUUUGAAUGCCCUUUUCUGAUACUUCUUUUCAGGGUCUACAGGGAACGUGUUAUCCUUUAGUGAAACCAGAGCACAUCAGGUGGUUCAACAGAGAUCAGAACAGUUUAUGUUAUACAACCAGAAACAACUUACCAGGAUUUAUCCAUCUGCAUAUAGGAUAGAUUCCAGUAAUUUUAAUCCUGUGCCCUAUUGGAACGCAGGUAUUCAGUUGGGUAAGUAUUACAAAUAUAUUAAAAUAUGGGCCUUAUUUUAAGUAGAGGUUAUUGUAAACUCAGAAAGUGUGUAAUAUGGUUUUUAAAACUAAAGCAAUGUAGAUCUCUAUAGACCUCUAAAAUCCGAUACAAUUAAUGUAGACUUAUAGAUGUUGAAGUUAGGCAAACUGGGCUGACCAUUAUUUGGGAGCAUUAUCUGUUCUUCCUCUAUGACUUCAGUCUGCUAGGAAAAUGCAUAAUAACAUAAAUGUAUAAUGAUGCAUUUGCUAUACAGAUGCAUCUAGAUUUAUAAUUAGCUAGUGAGACCCCAUGCAUACAUAUUUUUCAGGAGCUCCCCUGCCUAUAUCUGUCUGCCUACGUUACACCAUUAGUGAGUAAUUAAAAACGUCUCUGUUUCUCCCAAACCACUAAGGAUGGAACAGGAGAUAGUAAGCCACAUGUCCUGAAUGUAAUUGUGGAGUUUGCAAGGCCUCCAGGGAUAACACUUGUUUCUUUCUGUUUUCUCUAUAUUUGCAGUGGCAUUAAACUAUCAGACAGAGGGGCGCAUGAUGGAGCUAAAUCGUGCAAAAUUCAAGGUUAAUGGAAACUGUGGAUAUGUCCUUAAACCUCAACAGAUGUGCAAAGGUAUUUCUUGCCUUCACGCCUGACAUUUGUGUUAGAAAUGUAUGAAAAUGUUAGUGUCAUAUUCUGGUUCUGUGAAGUAUUUAUUUAAUGCAAUACUAGGUUGUUGACCGUUUUGUUCUUGUUGUUUGUACUAUGUUCUUUACAUAGCAAAGUUUACAAUAGCAUAUCAAGGUAUUCUACUUAAUACUAAACAUUUACUGACCCGUAUAUGUUUUUUUUUAAUGUUUCUGACAUCACUGAAGCCACUAUCAUCCUCAGCCACCCUCCAAUUAGCUUCUUCUCUUGGAGGGAUGGUUUUCUCAUUGAUCAGUCAGCAUCUCUUUGGGAAAAUAGGCAGGGCUAGCCUUUGUGGUGUGCAACCUGUGGAGUCGCACAAGGCACCAUGGCAACGGGUGCCGGCAGGCCGCAAAGCUCGCUGCAGAUAUGGAGCAAUUUUCUGUAUUCACUGGACUCUGCAGUGCAGUAGCAGCUGAACAGGAAGUCAGAGGAGUGGGCCCAAUGAUCCCUAGAUUCCACCCCCCCAACAACCAGUGACUUUCCACACUAUUUACAUGGGGUCAGAGCAUGGAUAAUGUUUUUAUUCUAGAUAUUUGUGUUUUGUUUCAGAGUUGUAGCUAAGAGCAUAUUAGGCAUGGCUAGUGGGUGUGCAGGGCCUAACACUGGAGCAUAUGAUAAUAUAUCCCCAGUCUAUAAACAGUAGAUUGCCAAUGAUUUAUUUGCAUCCUAACAGGAUAAUGACUGCAUGUCAUGUUGGUGUUAUUUGCAUGCAUUAGCCAGAUAGUACUUUAUUUUUAUUACUACACCUUACACCUAAUUUCUCGUUUUGUUGGUGGGCAUGUUCAACAUUUUUUUUUUUUUUUACCAACAAGAUUUUCCAAAAAGUAUAAACAAACAGUCAUAGGGAAAUAAACCACCAACAUCCUUAAAACACUGAAAGCAUGGCACAUGGGCGCCAAUGAGUUAUUAUUACUUGUGUAAGACAUUAUUUACAAAUGCAUUUCUGUUUUGAAUAAUUUUGAGAUUUGAAAUGUAGGCCUAUGUAUAAAAUACUUUAAUAUCUCAUACUACUAUACAAGCACAUAUGACUUAAUUAUUAAACAGACCCAUUCUCAUAUCUCCAUAGUACACAUUGUUUUGGACAAAAUACUUGAAAUGCUAAAAUGACUUUUUUACUAUUAUACACUUGUAUUUAUGUCUUAUUUGUCACACAUUCCCUAAAAGAAUAUCCUUGUAAGAGGGUCAUAAUUUCUUACACGUGUGCUCAGUAAUUAUUUCCUCUGUAAAUUCCUCCCAUCCGGCUACCCUCCCCCCUUCCCAUCGAGCAAGCCUCGUGUACCAAAUUCCUGUGUUAAAAGAACAGCUUCCUUUACUAACUCCUCCCCCACUUCCUUUGUGCAAGUUAACAGCUAUGUGCCACGUGUAACAAAAUGGAGAAUCGCUGUUAAAGUAACUGUUUCCCCUUCAGCCCCUCUCUGUUCAGUAACUACUCACUCCCCCUCCCAUCAUGUAACCAAGAUGGAGCUGGAAUGUGGGUGGGAGAACUCUGUAAUGAUGACAUUACAUCCUGUAGGGUGGGUUUAGACAAGAUCCCUUAGACUGUUUCAAUUGUUGAAUGAAUACUGUAUGUUAACUGUGACUAUGUACAUGAUGUAUUUCUGCUUUAAAAGGGGCUCCCACUCCGGGGAAUAAAGCAUUCCUCAGGUUUUUCACUAAUCAGAAACUUUGUCUCCGGUGUGAAUUACUUCUAGGAAGAGCGUGCACGCAUUAAUUAAUCAAUUUGGAAGGAGUAGAUAGACAAUUAAUCAAAGUUUGCUUUGAUCUAAAUCAACAUCAGCCCCAAUACAUACAGUAAAACCCAAAGAAAAAAGUUACCUGCGCUCUCUCCUUAAUCCCUAUGCAUAUUUAAACAAAUGGAGGUUAUUUAGCUUCUCCAAUGGCCAUGAGAGUGUUUUGCCCACUUGCCACGUCAAGGCAAACCUCUCAAACCCCGAAGGUGGGGGUGCAGAGAGGAGCCAUGUUACAGGGCGGCCAGAAGGGGGCGCCCCCGAAGCUGUGCUAGGUAAGGCAGAGCAGGCACCUGCUUACCUUGAUGGCAGGAGCCUUCUCUGCCAACAAAUGCCAGUGACCAUCUGGAGGAGACGGGGAAGGAGAAGCCAGGCAGGGAGCGAGGCUAUUCUUUCAGCCUCUCACUCCUACUUUGCGUGCCCUCUGUGAAGCCGGUAAAUGACGUCAUUCCGGCCCCUGCAUACUAAACAGCGGGCAGGAGGAGUGAGGAGCUGCCCCACACUGGACCCCAGGAAGGUGAGUGUUUGACUAUUAGGGAGUGUGUGUGUGUGUCAGUGAGUGUGUGUGUGUGUGUGUCUGUCAGUGUGUGAGUGUGUGUAUGCAGUGGUGUAUCCUGUUUUUGUGCUGCCCUAGGCAGGACAAAACUCAGGCGCCCCCCUCCCCCCCGCGCCACCCCCACCCAACCCUUCCCCCCGCCCCACCUUCUAAAUACACACACAGUCAGACACAUACACAAACACACACACAGUCAGACACAAACACAUACACACACAGUCAGACACAAACACAUACACACACAGUCAGACACAUACACAUACACACACAGUCAGACACAUACACAAACACACACACACACACACAGUCAGACACAUACACAGACACAAACAGUCAGACACAAACACACACACAUACACAGUCAGACACACACACACACAGUCAGACACACACACAUACACAGUCAGACACAAACACACACACAGUCAGACACACACAGUCAGACACAAACACACACAGACACACAGACACACACAGUCACAUACACACACACACAGUCAGACACAUACACGGGCAGCAGUCAGACACAAACACACACACACACACAGUCAGACACAUACACAAACACACACACACAGUCAGACACACAGACACAAACAGACAGACACAAGAAACACACACACAUACACAGACACACACACACACACAGUCAGACACACACACACAUACACAGUCAGACACAGAAACACACACACACAGUCAGACACACACAGUCAGACACAAACACACACAGACACACACACACACAGUCACAUACACACACACAGUCAGACACAUACACACACACUCACAAACACACACACGAAGUCGGGCACACACACACACAGUCAGACACAAACACACACACACAGUCAGACACAAACACACACACAAACACACACAGACACACACAGACACACACAGUCCACGCUACACACACACACAGUCAGACACAUACACAGACACAAACAGUCAGACACAAACACACACACACACAGUCAAGACACAUACACAAACACACACACAGUCAGACUACAUACACGAACUGCAAGCAGUCAGACACAGAAACACACACACACACAGUCAGACACACAUACACAAACACACACACACAGUCAGACACAUACACAGGCACAAACAGACAGACACAGAAACACACACACAUACACAGUCAGACACACACACACACAGUCAGACACACACACACAUACACGAUCGAACUACAAACACACACACACAGUCAGACACACACAGUCAGACACAAACACACACAGACACACACACACACACAGUCACAUACACACACACACAGUCAGACACAUACACACACACUCACAAACACACACACAGUCAGACACAAGAAACACACACAUUAACUUUUUCAAUUUAAAUCCCCCAACCUCCUUACACCUUUGCAGGAGUGCUGGAAGUCUCUAGUGGUCCAGUGGCUGCAGAGUGGGCAGCACAGCUGGCGGCGUGACGGCGAGGGAGCACUUCCCAUGAGCUGACUGCUUAGCUCCCUCGCGCGUCGGCUGCAGAGUGAGGCUGGGAACCGGAAGAUGACGUCAUCUUCCGGCUCCCAGCCUCACUCUGCGGCGCGCGAGGGAGCUAAGCAGUCAGCUCAUGGGAAGUGCUCCCUCGCCGGCCGCCCGCCUGCCAGCGCCGCCCGCCCGCUCGGGAUGUCAGUUAGCCGCGAGGCUAACAAGGCAUCUGCCCUGGGCAUUUGGGGGGCGGCGUUUUUUGCCGCCCCCUGAAAAAUGCCGCCCAAGGCAAAUGCCUUGUUUGCCUCGCGGCUUAUACGUCCCUGUGUGUAUGUCAGUGAGUGUCUGUGUGUGUGUGUGUGUCUGUCAGUGAGUGUCUGUGUGUGUGUCUGUCAGUGAGUGAGUGUGAGUGUGUGUGUGCGUGUGUCUGUCUGCCAAUGAGUGUCUGUGUGUGUGUGUCUCUGAGUGAGUGUAUGUAUGUCAGUGAGUGAGUGUGUGUGUGUUAGUGUUAGUGUGUGUCUUUCAUUAAGUGUCUGUCUUUGAGUUUCUGUGUGUGCACGUCAGUGAGUGAGCGUAUGUCUGUCAGUGAGUUUCUGUAUGUCUGUCUGUCAGUGAAUGUGUGUGUCUGCCAGUGUGUGUCUGUCAGUGAGUGAGUGACAUGAGGGGGCGGCAAAAUGGAUCUUUGCCUAGGGCGGCAGAAAUCAUUGCUCCGGCCCUGCCGGUUAUGAAGUGUUGAGGGUUCUACCUGGAUCAGAAUCAAAUGAUUCCAGGAUGAGAAUAUAAACUUCAAUUGCAUGUGUUGACUUUUACUUCUCUGUUAAUGAAUUACAGGUUUCAUUCAAUAAUGAUUUUAGUGAUUAGCAUUUGAUGCAGAGCAAAACAUUUUUAGGUUCUAUUUUUUAUUUGACUAUGUGGCUUAAUGAAAUGCAUAGAAAUAUAUAUGCUUUCAUUUCUGCACUAAUCAUACUACAACAGUUAAUUAAAAUAACUUUAGAGGGCACAGCACUAUUAGUUGGUAAUAUGACAUUUUCAUAAACCAAUAUUUAUCUGGAAAGUGACCUCUCUGUCCCGUGUAAUGUCCUCUAACAAGAUGUACACACCAGUCAAUAUGCCCAUUUUUUUGUCAAGGACAAAACCUUACUUAUAUUAAUGUGUUUUUAAUAUAAUUUGUAUCAUGACAGUUAAACAGAAAUCUAAUUGUUGGGAAAUUAGAAUCUAAAUAUCUUGAAAGAAUGACAUUGAGAGGAUGAAUAUGAUUGAUAAAAUAUAUUAUUCUAUGUUGUAUUGAAGUGAUUUGUUUUUCAAUCUUUAUUUGACAGGAUGUGAUGUCUAAUGCAUGUCUAAUUAUUAUGUAUUCUUCCUUAAUAUGAAAAUUGUUUGGCAAUGUUCUUGAUUAAGGAUGAAUACGGUGCUUGAUUUAUUUUGUUACAAAACAAUAUUCAGUUUGUUCAUUAAUCUUAAUUAUCUUUUUUUUUUUGGAUUGCUAACAUAUUACAAUUUUUUGUUUUCAUUUUAUAAUAGGUGUGUUUAAUCCAUUUUCUGGUGACCCUCUUCCUGCCAGCCCUAAAAAGCAGCUUAUACUGAAAGUAGUCAGUGGUCAGCAGCUCCCAAAACCUCCAGAUUCAAUGCUUGGGGACAGAGGAGAGGUAAUAUUGCGUGGAAAGAAAGGCUCUCUGCAAUAAAACACUCUUUACAGAUUAUAGAAUAAAAAAUAGACAUGUAUCCAAUGCAUAGCUAAACUUCUGCAACAUUCAGUAUAAUAACGAUCCAGAAAACAAAAUAAGUUAAAAAAAACAACAACCUUCAAAGCUCUAUUGCUAUGUGAUAAUUAGAUAUUAAAGGCAACAAAUGUAACCGACUAUAAUAAAAAUAUAUUAAAAUAUAUACAAUAAGAAAUGCAAUAUUGAUCAAUGUACAAUGAAUCAAAUAUUAGAAAUAUCACUUAAAAAAAUACUUGAAGAAAUUUGUGCAUGAUGCAUUAUGAGUUGUUCAUAGGUAUAUACUAUGUAGUGGCUGGUUUAACCAUUAGAAUACAGUUUUGCACAUAUGAUCAAUGUAAUCUGUAAGGGGUCCCCUUUUAUAUUCCAAAUAAAAACUAGUAACUCACAGUAGGUUGCAGUCAGUGACUGUCAUAGACCUGGACAGCUUGCUUGGAGCUGCUCAGCAAAGCAAGUAAUUAUAUAUAAAUAAAAAAUGUGACGGCAGUUAAGAACCGUUUGGCCCAUCUAGUCUUCCCAAUUUUCUAAAUACUUUCAUUAGUCCCUGGCCUUAUGUCUAUCCCACGCAUGCUUAAACCCCCUCGCUGUGUUAACCUCUACCACUUCAGCUGGAAGGCUAUUUCAUGUGUCCACUACCCUCUCUGUCAAAUAAUACUUCAAUAAAUUAUUUUUAAACACUUGUCCCUCUAAUUUAAGACUAUGUCCUUUUGUUGUGGUAGUUUUUCUUCUUUUAAAUAAAGUUCUUUUCUGUGUUGAUUAAAUUUAUGUAUUUAAAUGUUUCUAUCAUAUCCCCCCGUCUCGUCUUUCCUCCAAGCUAUACAUGUUAAGAUCCUUUAACCUUUCCUGGUAAGUUUUAUCCCGCAAUCCAUGAACCAGUUUAGUAGUCCUUCUCUGAACUCUCUCUAAGGUAUCAAUAUCCUUCUGAAGAUACGGUCUCCAGUACUGUGUACAAUACUCCAAGUGAGGUCUCACCAGUGUUCUGUACAAUGGCAUGAGCACUUCCCUCUUUCUACUGCUAAUACCCUAUAUAACCAAGCAUAUCUUAAACCAUACAUGUUAAUUUAUCCAGGGCCACUUUUCUUUUUACUUUGUCUUUACUUUGCCUAUGAAAGAAGCAACAAAUAGCUAAAAUGUAAAUAAUUGUACACUGCGUUACAUUCCAUUUGUUUGUUCUCUGAUUAAUUUAUAAAAAAAAUUGAAUUGAGUAAACAUAGUUCAUUUUAGUUAAUAAAAGAAAACAAUUAGAAAUAAAUACAGACUAAAACUUGUUGGACCGUGUUAUGUUGAAAAAUGGCACAAUGAGAAAAAUUGAUUCCUGUUCACAGUGUUAAAAAAUCGCUUUCUCGUUUUUAUCUCAUUCGUAUGUAUUCCAAAUUAUGUAUGUCUCAGUCUUCCUUGAUUCACCAUACGUUGCCUUCAUGAUAUUCUAGUUUGUUUCAGUUAAGUGCUUUGAUAAAUUGAAGCCAUUUCUUCAAUGACAGAUUAUUGACCCUUUUGUGGAAGUGGAAAUCAUUGGACUGCCUGUGGAUUGCUGUAAGGAACAAACACGAGUUGUUGAUGACAAUGGUUAGUUGCUAUCUGUGUUAAUCAACACAAUCCCUACAUAAUGACAUUUUUACAAAGUUUAGUUAAUUUCAGCUUUAUUAGGUAAUACUAAUACAUAGUUUGUUAUCUCUACUAUGACCUUUUUGGGACUUUUGUUACAAAUUAACUUUUUUAAUGCUUGUUGUUAACUGUUAAAGUUGACAAUUUUAAAAUUUUUUUAUAUGUCUAGAGAUUUACAUUUGUGCCCAGUGAUUUUAUUUACCAUAAAUUACAAUUAAUUGAAAACUCCAAUCUAGAACUGUGUUAACUUGAUGUGGUAGGCUGAGUCUUUGAUCAUCAUGUGAAUGGCGAGCAAAAUCAUUUAUACAUAUGUGUUUUUAUAGUACAUAAUUUUAUAUAAUUUAAACAUUCUAUCUCUGAUUCUUUCUCUGUUAUGGUCGAUUUCAUCUCUGAGUGUCUCUCUUAUUGUUUUCCAUGUUAUCCUUCUUUUCUUUGUUAUCAGCUUUUCAACAUUGCAUGUAUCUCUCUGCCUGCCUGCCUAUAUCUUUUUCUGUUUUUCUCUGCAUCGUUCUAUAUUUUAUCCCUUUAUCUCUCUUAGUCCAUUUUUGUACUUUAUCACUUAACAUUUCCACCUCUUUAUCUUUGUUUCUCUCUUUCCCAUUUAUCUCUUUCAGCUCUCUCUAAAGUCUGUGUUUUAUGUUUCAAUCUCAAACCCACAAUUAUACCACUCUCUCUCAGGCUUCCUUUGGCGUUUCACUGGUCUGCAUGUUUUUUCUCACCCAUCUCAUAUUAUGUUUGCCUACUUCUGUUUUGGAGUCACUUCAUCUUUCUCCUCAUAUCUCUGCAUUCUCCUUUGUAUCAUGUCUUUUGUCUGAGAUCACUUUAUGUUAGUCCCCCCUUACCUUUUAGCCACCAUCUUUAUUUUUAACCUAACCAUUUUUAUAAUUCUCUGUGUUCAAAAUGGUUUAUUCUUCCACUAAACUACCAGGGGAUGAAGGGAUGAGCCACAACAAAAGGUAGCAAAGAAAGGGGCUCUUUGCUACCUUUUGUUGUGGCUCAUCCCUUCAUCCCCUGGUAGUUUAGUGGAAGAUGAGUGGGUAAGUAGCAUUAGCUCACUUAGUUUUUACUCUCUAUUCCUACAUAUCGGGAUGUGGGAGGAUUUUAAGAAAUUCUGCCUUAUGACAUGGCUCAUAUCAUAGUGCCAUACAAUGCACACCAAGAGGGGACAGAAAUACAGUGAGAAGUGAGUGGGGAAAUGCUAAAUUAUGUCACUCCAUCGCUAUGCACCAAGGAUGCACUGGUACAUGGUUCCCUUACUCCCUCUCCCCUCUGAAGCUUAUGACUGUCAGUAAUGCUACGCAGUGCAGUGUACUCCAGCCUUCAUCCCAGCAGUGGGAAGUGUGAAGUUUCUACAAAUUCUCACUGCACUCUAGCCUUCAACGUGAAUAUGUUCACCUUGUUUAACAUCUCUGUUCUAGAACACAUUUAAUUCAGAUGCUGUGCAAGCACAAUAUGACCAAACAGUGUUUUAGAACAAUGGCAUAUUGGAACCAAAUGUGAAAGAUUGCAACUAUGCAAAUUUGCCAAAUGAACAUAUUUCAAAUACAUACUAAUGUGUGUGUGUGUGUGUGUGUGUGUGUGUGUUUUUUAUGGGACCCAUUAGAGUCCUAUAAAGAGAGAAAAAGGAUGUCACUCAGAUACUGAAAUGACUGUGUUGUCUAAAGUUUAGACAACACAAUCAUUUCAGUAUCUGAGUGACAUCCUAUGGUUUUAAAUCAAACAGUUUAGAAUCUCAUGGCCCACUCCCCAGCACCUUCAGCCAAUCACAGCUGUCCUUGGUUGGAUAACAUUUUCAUUGAUUAUCAGUGCGGAUGAGGAGGGGCAGUCUCUAGGAAUCAGGGAGAGUCUGUUUUCUUUUUUUCUUUUGAAAAGGGUCUGGUGACUAUCAGAAACAUAACCACUGCACCACUUUGUUUGGAGUGCCCCUUUAACAAUCAUCUACUAAUUCACUUUCUUCCACAUUAAUAUAAAACAGUACUAGGUGUAAUUUGGGGAUGAAAACAUUAGACACAGGAUGCUGACUUUCUACUAAUUAAAAUUAACAAGAUAAUAUAUGUAAUUUUCAGCAAAAGGAGAUUCAUGUUUUAACAAAAGAGUAAUUUUGUAAAGGUUUAAUGUGACCUGAAAUCCAGGCAUUUUAAUUUAAGCAAUGUUUUGUUCUAUUAAUCUACUAACAAGAUAUAGUGAAAGCAUGUACAAGUUUCCAAAAUGCAACAUUUUAAUAGAACACAAAAGAAGUGCAUUAUUAGAAAUUACUUUUAUCUGUAAUAGCAUUUCUUCUAACUCCUCCGCAUGUUUUUUCAACCAUAUAUUCCCGACUUCGGAGCUCAUUACAGCAGCCCAUUCCAUAUUGGAUUUCCAAAUUACAGCUUGUCCACCUGCAGUCAUGCAGUAAUCAUGUCUUGCUAUUCAUUACAGCAGUUGCAAUGGAAUGAAUUAGACCAGAUCUGUCAUACCAAUAGUUGGAUUUUUACACAGAUAAUGAUACACUAGAAAGUGAGCUGAAUUAACAAGAACAUACAUUUCCCUGGUCAAUCUUAUCUCCUAAUCGUCAUAUUUUCAUCUUCUCACAUUAGGCCACUUCAUUGCCAUAUAGGAAGGGAAAUUAAAAAUUAACGUUUCUAUGAAGCAAAUUUACAAGAUAUAGUAGUAAAUAAAGCUUUCAUAUUUCUUAGUAAUCUGUAACAAAAAUGAGACUCUGGUCUGGUGUAGCACUUGGCAAGGACUAUUUAUAUUCAAACCAUUCUGAGUAUUGCAAAAACAUUUUUUUAAAUAAUUUAUGUCAAUGUAUACAAUGGCUGGUUAUUGACCGGUGUACUGUAGCUUGCACAGUUAUUUCUGUAGCCUAUGCAUACUGUAUUCUGCAAGCCAUGGGCAAGUAGCAUGUUUAUUUAAGGAAAUUGAGCAUUGAUGAGCAAUUUCUAUGUUCAGAGUGUCAUGAGAAAUACAUUUAAAGAUGUUCUUUUGUUCUCAAUAUAUAUUUGCUGGCCUUUUUCAGGUUUCAAUCCUGUGUGGGAGGAAACUCUCACCUUUACCGUUCAUAUGCCAGAAAUUGCGUUGGUGCGGUUUUUGGUUUGGGACCAUGAUCCAAUUGGACGGGAUUUUGUAGGCCAAAGAACUGUGGCUUUUAGCAGUCUUAUGCCUGGUAAGCACCCUCUCUACCAGUUUUAAUUAAUUGGCUUUAUUUUUGUAUUAAUAUCUCUUUGUCUAACUCAACAUCAUAUUCAUGAAUAGCCAGCUGAAUUCCAUUUAUGUGCCUUGCUAAAGCCUGUCUUCCAUUCUAAUAGGGUAUCGCCACGUCUACUUGGAAGGUCUCACUGAAGCUUCUAUAUUUGUCCAUAUCACAAUCAAUGAAAUAUAUGGCAAAGUAAGUAAACAUUUCUGUUUUGCAAUGUUUCACAGUCAUAUUGUUAGGCAUGAUAUAUGCACAAUUCAGCUUCAAGUCGAACAAUGCGAGUAUGUAUCACAAUAUAGAUAGAUAUGUGCCAGCCUAUUUUUAUAGGUGGUUAGUUUUUCUUACGGGGCAGAGGAAUGUUUGGGCACCGCAAGGGCAUACACUAAGCUCUAUCCACAAGAUAGUGGUUAUGUUGCAAGAAGACCGCUUUGGAAGGAUAAUGCAAAUGGGAUUCCCUGUGUAGCAGCAAAUAGACUGUUUUUAGUACCACCAUGUUCUGUUUUUGUUUUUUUUGUGUGUCAGUUUUGUGUUGUCAAACUGCUCAAAUUUUAUUUUAAUAAUUUUUUUGUUGUUAAAUAUUUAGGGUGCCCCUAAAGACUUAUUUCAUCAAAUCACCACAACCAUUACAAUAAUAUUGUAGUGGCUGUGGCACUUAGUGUCUCUUUAAUCCUUUUUUUUAUCUGUGUAUGUCAAGUAUAGGCAUUGCAAAUAUUUACAUUCAGUGGUUUAUAGAUGAGAGGAUAGUACUUUACUGAGAGCGUAGUGGAUGCAUGGAAUAGCCUUUCAGCUGAAAUGGUAGAGCUUAACAUAGUGAGGGAGUUUAAGCAUGCGUGAGCAGGCUAGAUUGGUCGAAGGUUCUUAUCUGCCGUCACAUUCUAUGUUUCUAAAAAUAAUAUAGUACUGCUAGUUUCAGCUGGUCAUAUUAAAUCCACAAGUCUUUCUUUUAGGUGCCACAGAUUUAUUAUGCAAAUUCAAGUUAUCUCAUGUGUACUUGUAUAUGUGUGUAUAUAUAUUUGUGUGUGUGUGUGCGUGUAUAUAUAUAUAUACACAUAUAUAUAUAUACAGUUGCAAGAAAAAGUAUGUGAACCCUUUAGAAUGAUAUGGAUUUCUGCACAAAUUGGUCAUAAAAUGUGAUCUGAUCAUCAUCUAAGUCACAAUAGACAAUCACAGUCUGCUUAAACUAAUAACACACAAAGAAUGAAAUGUUGCCAUGUUUUUAUUGAACACACCAUGUAAACAUUCACAGUGCAGGUGGAAAAAGUAUGUGAACCCUUGGAUUUAAUAACUGGUUGAACCUCCUUUGGCAGCAAUAACUUCAACCAAGCGUUUCCUGUAGUUGCAGAUCAGACGUGCACAACGGUCAGGAGUAAUUCUUGACCAUUCCUCUUUACAGAACUGUUUCAGUUCAGCAAUAUUCUUGGGAUGUCUGGUGUGAAUCGCUUUCUUGAGGUUAUGCCACAGCAUCUCAAUCGGGUUGAGGUCAGGACUCUGACUGGGCCACUUCAGAAGGCGUAUUUUCUUCUGUUUAAGCCAUUCUGUUGUUGAUUUACUUCUAUGCUUUGGGUCACUGUUGCAACACCCAUCUUCUGUUGAGCUUCAGCUGGUAGACAGAUGGCCUUAAGUUCUCCUGCAAAAUGUCUUGAUAAACUUGGGAAUUCAUAUUUCCUUUGAUGAUAGUAGUCCGUCCAGGCUUUUAGAGAUACUUUUAUAACCCUUUCCAGCUUUAUAAUCGUAGGUCUUCUCAGAGCUCUUUUGUGCGAGGCAUCAUUCACAUCAGGCAAUGCUUCUUGUGAAAAGCAAACCCAGAACUGGUGUGUGUUUUUUAUAGGGCAGUACAGCUGUAACCAACACCUCCAAUCUCAUCUCAUUGAUUGGACUCCAGUUGGCUGACAUCUCACUCCAAUUAGCUCUUGGAGAUGUCAUUAGUCUAGGGGUUCACAUAUUUUUUCCACCUGCACUGUGAAUGUUUACAUGGUGUGUUCAAUAAAAACAUGGCAACAUUUCAUUCUUUGUGUGUUAUUAGUUUAAGCAGACUGUGAUUGUCUGUUGUUGUGACUUAGAUGAUGAUCAGAUCAAAUUUUAUGACCAAUUUGUGCAGAUAUCCAUAUCAUUCCAAAGGGUUCACAUACUUUUUUUGCAACUGUAUAUAUAUAUAUAUUGUUUGUGUGUUUCUUUAUUUUAUCAUCCAAUAUUAACUGGGACAAUCUUACUGGCUGGCACUAUGACGUUUAAUACAAAGGACUUGUUAAAAACAUUGCUGUGUUAAUCGUUUCUGUAAUUAACAUUGUGUUGAUUGAGCUUACUGGUUAAUUUUUAUUUUCCAAAGUAUGAGGUUAUUCUGAAAAUAUUGAUUGCAUACAUCAGCAAAUAGUGGUGUUUUAGGUAAAGAUAACAGGGGAUAGAGAACUGUGUGUGUGUGUGUGUGUAUAUAUAUAUAUUGCUCAAAAAAAUAAAGGGAACACAAAAAUAACACAUCCUAGAUCUGAAUGAAUUAAAUAUUCUUCUGAAAUACUUUGUUCUUUACAUAGUUGAAUGUGCUGACAACAAAAUCACACAAAAAUAAAAAAAAUGGAAAUCAAAUUUUUCAACCCAUGGAGUUCUGGAUUUGGAGUCAAACUCAAAAUUAAAGUGGAAAAACACACUACAGGCUGGUCCAACUUUGAUGUAAUGUCCUUAAAACAAGUCAAAAUGAGGCUCAGUAGUGUGUGUGGCCUCCAUGUGCCUGUAUGAUCUCCCUACAACGCUUGUGCAUGCUCCUGAUGAGGUGGCGGAUGGUCUCCUGAGUGAUCUCCUCCCAGACCUGGACUAAAGCAUCUUCCAACUCCUGGACAGUCUGUGGUGCAACGUGACGUUGGUGGAUGGAGCGACACAUGAUGUCCCAGGUGUGCUCAAUUGGAUUCAGGUCUGGGGAAUGGACGGGCCAGUCCAUAGCAUCAAUGCCUUCGUCUUGCAGGAACUGCUGACACACUCCAGCCACAUGAGGUCUAGCAUUGUCUUGCAUUAGGAGGAACCUAGGGCCAACCGCACCAGCAUAUGGUCUCACAAGGGGUAUGAGGAUCUCAUCUCGGUACCUAAUGGCAGUCAGGCUACAUCUGGCGAGCACAUGGAGGGCUGUGUGGCCCCCCAAAGAAAUGCCACCCCACACCAUUACUGACCCACUGCCUAACCGGUCAUGCUGGAGGAUGUUGCAGGCAGCAGAACGUUCUCCACGGCAUCUCCAGACUCUGUCACAUCUGUCACAUGUGCUCAGUGUGAACCUGCUUUCAUCUCUGAAGUGCACAGGGCGCCAGUGGCGAAUUUGCCAAUCUUGGUGUUCUCUGGCAAAUUCCAAACGUCCUGCACGGUGUUGGGCUGUAAGCACAACCCCCACCUGUGGAUGUCAGACCCUCAUACUACCUUCAUGGAGUCUGUUUCUGACCGUUUGAGCAGACACAUGCACAUUUGUGGCCUGCUGGAGGUCAUUUUGCAGGGCUCUGGCAGUGCUCCUCCUGUUCUUCCUUGCACAAAGGCGGAGGUAGCGGUCCUGCUGCUGGGUUGUUUCCCUCCUUCGGCCUCCUCCACAUCUCCUGAUGUACUGGCCUGUCUCCUGGUAGCGCCUCCAUGCUCUGGACACUGCGCUGACAGACACAGCAAACCUUCUUGCCACAGCUCACAUUGAUGUGCUAUCAUGGAUGAGCUGCACUACCUGAGCCACUUGUGUGGGUUGUAGACUCCGUCUCAUGCUACCACUAGAGUGAAAGCACCGCCGGCAUUCAAAACAUCAGCCAGGAAGCACAGGAACUGAGAAGUGGUCACCACCUGCAGAACCACUCCUUUAUUGGGGGUGUCUUGCUAAUUGACUAUAAUUUCCACCUGUUGUCUAUCCCAUUUGCUCAACAGCAUGUGAAAUUGUCACUCAGUGUUGCUUCCUAAGUGGACAGUUUGAUUUCACAGAAGUGGGAUUGACUUGGAGUUACAUUGUGUUGUUUAAGUGUUCCCUUUAUUUUUUUGAGCAGUGUGUGUGUGUGUGUGUGUGUAUGUAUGUGUGUAUAUUAUACAUACACACACACACACACAUUGAUUUUAAAGCAUUUAUCCAUGAGAUUAAGUAUUACUGAAAAAUAACAUUUGAACAACUGUUAUGCAGCAAGAACUAAAAUUUAUGCCAAGAAAUUUAAAAUAUGUGAAAGAAAAUUGACAUUAAACCAUUUGCUUAAUAACUAUGUAUGCUAUUAAAAAAAACACUAUUACUAAAUUCAGUGUGUGAAAAAUAUCAGUUAUUUACACUCAAAAGUAAGGAGCCAGUAAAACUAGACACUCAGUGUAUGCGCAUGUGAGACAUUAUAGGGUCAGGCAGCAACCUAAAGAAUCUAUUAGUGGCAACAAGCUGUCCUCCAGGGUAUUCCAAUAUUAAGCACAGGAAAAGAAAACAAAAAACAAAACCACAAUAGUGCAACCUUUAUAUGUAAUAAAUAUGGUAAGACUGGGACUCAAACUCACAUGAUUCUGAACAAGACAAGGGGAUCAGCUGGAAAGUGCUUAAUGGCUGUAAAUGGUUGGCACAAAGUGAAAACGCCUCCUGGAUACAAAGGGUGUGGCACAGGUCACACGCUCCAAAACUUUCUUAAUAUAACAAAGCCAUAUAAAUGUUUAACCUCUUGACAAUGAGGCUUCCUCAGUGUCACAAUAAAAUCAGCACAUAUAAAUACAUACAUUCAUUAACUAUAAUCCAAUCCGCUUUGGUGCUUCAUUAUGGUAAUUCGUUACAGAAGUGAGGAGGUUAGUGUUUUCUCAAGAGCCUGCUUGAUUUCCUUUAGCUCCCUUCCUUGUCACCUGACCUCCAGUCCCGAUCUUGUCAUCAUUGUUCUGAUCACGCGUUGCUUUAUUGCAAUAUGGAUCCUUCUAUGGAACCCAAAUCCAAGCCUCAAUCUCAUCAUAAAACAUUUGUCAGUGUCAGAUGUGAUUUAAUGUACUGAGUUUAUUUGGAACACAUAAGUGUUUGCACCGAAUGUCUCUCUGUGUCAAAUGUGUGAAUUCGAAAAAUCAAAUAUAAAUUAUAAAAUAUGUAAUUAUGAAAUAAAUUAUAUAACUCAAUAUCUAAAUUGAGUCCCCCAUGAAUCAAAGUAUCCAGUUCAUAUAUCCUAAUUUCCUAUUUAUUCAUUGUAUUCAUAAAAACAGAAAACUACUUCAAUGUAGGAUCAAGAAACAAAAGGUUGAGGAGUGUUUCCUUUAUUAGUAAUGACAUUUUACAUUUUUUUGCUAUUGUGGCCAAGAGUACUUCGUCAUAGUAAGAACAUAAUAUAUAUAUUUUAUUUGUUCUUGUGGUCUGAAUUACAUAUAAUAAGAAAAGUUACUGUGAGGAUCCAAGAACAUCUAAAUAACACAAAGAAAUGUCUACCAUUCUCUUCCUUUGCAUUAUAAACAAAAACACAACUGUUCCAACAAAGGUAGUUCUUUGUAGCCAUUAAACAAGUACACAAAAAUUGGAGAGGAGUUGUUAUAUAUGUGUAGUGUAUAUAUAUCUCACAAUUCCCAUAAGGAGCGCACUGUCUUGGAGUUUUCCAACCAUGUUUUUAAGUAAGGAACAUCAACGUUUUGACCCUCAUGGGUCUUUAUCAAGGUACAUACAUUGCAGCAUAACAUAGUAUUAAUAGAUGUAAGGAUGUCAUGCUGUAAGCGUGCGGGAUGACAUACGUAAACAUGACUAAUGACGCAAGCUGAAAAUACAUAUCCAUAGCAACCAUACGCCGUAGUGUAGUGAAAAUUACUGAAGGCAAAGCAAAAAGAAAUAUGGAGGAGCUCCGUGUUGUUUUUCUUUCUUUAUUUUUCUUAAUACUAACUAUUUUGCCUUUUAGACAAUAACACACAUACAAGCACUGCCACAUAUUUCAAGUUAUUUUUGGUAUUUUUUCGUAGAGGAACACACUACUUUUCUGGUGAAUUACAAUUGUAUAUUAUUUUAUGUUUCUGUACAAACUUAGUUUUUUUUUCUUUUUGCACAUAUUUGUUUUAAUAACGAUGUAUAUUGGCACGACGUUGAAUAAAUAUGCUAAAAAUUUAAAUUUCUUUCCAUUUCAGUGGAGUCCUUUAAUCCUCAAUCCAAGUUAUACUAUAUUGCACUUUCUAGGAGCCACAAAGGUAGACAUCAUGGUUUUGUAUCUGAGUGCCAAUUACCUACAGCAUGACAUCAAAAUAUCAUUGCCCAUCACUCAAGCUUUGAAUUUCUGAGCUCUGCGUGGACACAUACAUCCCAUAUGUUUAUUAUUGUAGUUCCACAUUGUAAUCUGUCACUGUCAUGCAUUUUGUAGAUCAGUGUCACCACCAAUUAGGAAAUGCAUGAAGCCAGAGUUAUAAUGGUCAUGACUUAAUGACUUGAAGAUCUUCAUAUAUGCAUGAGUUUGUCAUUAGGUCAAGUUUUUAUUCACAAUUCUUUGCCCAGGUAGCUCUUGUAUUUCCUUCUUACAUCCAUAAUUAAUAUAAAACAUAUUGUGUUUAUAAAAAUAUCUACCAGGCUUGUAAAAUUCUGUAUUAUGCUUUUUACAGAACAGGCAAUUUAUUGGGCUUAAAGGGUUCUUCAAUAAGAAUUCGAAACACGGCUCAGUCGAGAGCAAUGGUCAUAUACGUAAACGAUCAAUCAGUGAGCGCAUCUUACGACGCACUGCCAGUGCGCCAGCAAAAGGCAGAAAGAAAACCAAGAUGGUGUUUCAAGAAUCUACAGAGAGUAAAGACAUUUGUUGUGAGAUAUCUGGCACUAAAGAAAAAGAGGCCGUAAUAAGGAGAACCUCCAGGAGCCUACAGGCUCGCCCUGUGUCGAUGCCAGUUGACAAGCUUCUUCUUGGACCUUUUGAACCUUCCACAUCAGACACUUCAAAAGAUACCAAACAACAUGACAUAUCUUCAGGUAAUAAUGCUUACAAUUCAUCCUGGAUGGUAUUAUGUGUGAACAUUGUAGAAGGUUUAAUAAAAAUUAAAAAAAGCCCCAAAUGUAAUAUUUCAGUAAACUGUUAAACUGUAAGCCUUGAAGAGUGACUAGAUAAAUGUAAAAUAGAAGAGUUGGAAAAAUUAACCAAUUCAACUAAUUUGACAUUAUUUUUUUUUUCAAUGCAAAUUUACCCUGUUUCACCAAGAACCCUUAUGCCAUAGGUUUUCACAGAAAAUUUGUUUUAAUGACACAUUAUUCUAUAAUGCAUGUUUUAUUGGGGGCUGUGAAAAAAACAUUAAUUUUGGGACUAAGUUCUGAGCAAUACCAGACAGAACCAGUUGACUGUUUUAAUGAAUGCUCUGUUCUUAGAUGUUUACCCCAUGUUUUUCCUGACACUAUGUGAUAUGACUGGGUAGCCUGAGAGUUAAGAAUUGCAGACUACAAAAAUACCGGAGGAAAUGUAUUGCUUUAAAGAGUAAUGGAAACCUAAAGAGGUGCUAUAGGCAUCAAAACAGGUUCAGCUUAAUGAAGCAGUUUGGGUGUACAGAGCAUGGCUGUCUCACUGUUCCAUUUAGGAGUUAAAUCACUUUUGUUUCUGUUCAUGCACUCCUCGCUACUCCUCCCCUGGCUGUUUCUGACACAGCCUACGUGAACCAAAUGGUUUCAUUUUCAAUCAAAUGUUAACCUUUUUUUUAUAAGUUUUCAUCUCCUGCUCUGUAAAGUGAACUUUAAACACAUAGAUGAGGCUCCUGCAGGGUCUAUAAGGCUAUUAAAAGAGCAAGUGAUUAGACGUUCUAGAUUAAACAGACUGUGUAAUAAAGGAACAUAAAAUAUCUAGGUUUCUUCAUGAAGUGUUAAGGAAGGCUGAGCAAGUCACAUGCGAUUAGGGCUGUAUAAACAAAGUGAUUUAAAGUGGCAUUGUCACCUCCCUCCACCACAAACUCAAUAUUACAUUUUAUUUAUUUUAUUGAUUAAAUUACAACCCAGUAAAACCAUAUACUGAGACAAAGUAGGGACUACUGCCAGCCACUACGAGUGACCGCUACAGAGAUAUUAGCUGUGUCUUUGAACGAUCCCACGGUCUCGCAUGAUGUUCCAUAGACCUCAAUGCUGCACUCUUGUGCAUGCCUGAGAGUACAGCAGGAACGUUGGCUCUUUGGGCUCAUGCUCCAGGAACGGAAGAGGAGAGGCUGUAAGAAGAUGGCGUUGCCCCUGAGGAACAAGUUCAGGUAAGUAAAUCCAUUUAGGUGGCUUGCCCCUCCAUUGUCCCCCUUAAAAGCUAAGAAAAUAACCUUUUUUCCAUGGUUGCACGGGGAUGCUGGCACUGCCACUGUUCCGCCCCCUUGGCUAACAUCACAAAUGAUGCCAUAGGAAAAGCAUUGGAUUGGCAGAGAUUGGCAAGGAGGCAGAGACAAACACCAGCAUGGCCAGUUAGCAUCUCCUCAUAGAGAUGUAUUGAAUCAAUGCAUCUCUAUUGGGACAGUUAAGCAUCAGUGCUGAGGAGUUACCACUAGAGGUGUUCCUAGGCACUAAUGUAAACCCCUCCUUUUCUCUGAAAAGGCAGUGCUCACAGUAAAAAGCCUGCAGAGUCUGACUAUACUCACCAGAAAAACUACAUUAAACUGUAGUUGUUAUGGUGACUAUAGUGUCCUUUUAAGCUUGUGUUGUUUUGGUGACUAUAGUGCCCCUUUAAUAUUAAGCACUUAAGUUUAACAAAUAGUUAUUUUGUAAAAAUUGUUCAAUUUGUUAUCGUAAUGGGUUUCUGACUAUGAUGAAUGUACCACUGCCGUUUCAAUUAUAGUAUUGCAUAGGAAAUAAAAUGAAAAGUGACAUUUGGUUGACCUUCAGAAUGAGAUAGUGAACAGUCCUAUUCACAAUUUUAGGUAUCACAAGGUUUCUUUUUCUGAACAUUGUAGUGUAUUUAAUAUAAAUAAAUCAUACAUAAGUAUAUGGCAUUAUAUAUAUGCAUAUCCAUAAAACCUCAUAUUAAAGCAAAUGCCUGGCACUGGUAGUAUGUACUUUAUGAAAAUACUGCCCUGAAUGGAAAUAGCCUAAGCAGUUUUUCUUCCUUCCCUUGCUUUUCCUAAUUUUCACUUGUUAGCCAGUAUAAGGGCUAAACAUAAUAAGAGAUCAAGGUCUGUAGAGUUUCUAUUAGCAAUAUUAGAAUUAUUCACAAAAAGUUAUUUGUGGUUGCAUUACUGCUGAGUAAAGAAGAAGACACUUGAACUAUAAGGUUGAUAUUGGGAUCCAUUAAAAAAAACCAAAGCUAAACACAAUUUAGUAGAUAUAACCCAAAAUGUGCCCAUACUUUGUUUUGUAUGUAUUCUGUAGGUGUAUAUGAGAUGUUGGCUUUUAAGAGCUGCUGAUCAAAUGUCUUUAGCUGCUGCAAGCCCUCCGGUUUUCCCCAUGUGUGUGUGAUAUGUACUGGUCUUAUGUAUUGGUCAUGUUUUCUUGUUGCAUUACAUAUUAUUUUUAUGCAAAAGAACUGUAUUGUCUUUUUAACAGAGAUAUCUUGUUAUGUUUUAUAGUACAGAUCUGACUAGGAAACUACAUAAGGUAAUGGAAUGUAUUCAGUAUGGUAUCAUAUUACCCAUACUUUCAGCAGUUAUUACAUCACAUGUUGGAUGUAAUAGACAUUUAAAGGAAAUGUCGAUCAUGUGAUCGCCGUUGGUCAUAAAUUCAUUUCAUAUUGAAAGUUGUUGACACUGUGCACAAAAUCAUAACGGUGUUUUCCUGCCACUUAAGCAAAAUUUCCAUUUUUCAUUUGUGUGUGUGAAAUCAAAAUUACAAAGUAUGGUCUUUUAUUUGCCAGACAUUCAGAGUAUUUGAUUUGUUUUUUUGUGUUUUGGUAUAAUAGGAGGAAUGGACAUUAGAGGCUCGGGGAAACUGCUAACUGAAGAUGUGGACAUAUCAAUACCUGGAAAUCAAACUUCACCUUUUUUUGCAUGUACUUCUAAAAACCCAUGCCAGACUAAAGUCACAACACAUGAGCACAUUGUACAUAAAAAAUGGAAAAGUUUACAUUUAGACUGUGUGCUGCGAAGUGAUGAUAUCAGGGAGUUUGAUGAUACUUUUACAAGUGAAUUAGAAGAUAACGAUGACCACCUAAAACAAACCGGCUCCACAUUUAACAUUCCUAGAGAAAAUAUGGUUAAAGAUUAUGACACGAAGUUUGAAACGGUUUCUAUUAAUGAUUUAUCAAGUACCAUGUGCACAGACAUCAAUAAUUUACAUUCCACUGAAGCCAUGUCCGAAAAUGAUAUUUCUAAUAUAAUUAGUGAAGUACCAUCUGUAGAUCGGAGUGAACUUGGCAGUUCAAUGUCUGAAUUAAUCAGGCAGUUUGAAGUCACCGAUGACAAAACUACUUUGACUUGUGUUUCAAGCUUACAUGAGCCAAAUAGCCACACUAAGUUUAGUGGAUAUUCUGACAUUUUCACAGCUUGCCUGUACACACCUAAAAAGUUUGUUUCAAGUUUAAAUAAUGUUGAAAAGUCCUUAUUCUCAACAGCUGACACUACGAUAUUCUCCAGCCCAGAGACAUCUGAAUAUUCAGUCUAUACAAUCAUUCAUGAAGAAGACUUAUCUCAUGAUGCCAAUUGCAAAUUGAUGGAUGCAAAUGUUGCCAAUCAAGUUAGACAAUCAGAACCUAACAUCAGCAGCUCACCAUAUGUAUCAACCUAUCCUGAAUUACAACCAAAGUCAACAAAAACUGAGCAAGCACAUUUUGAAGGGCUAGUGAACAUGGAUUCAUUUACUCAUAGCAAUUAUACUCAAAAUACCCCUACAGGAACACAUGUAAACACCAGUAAGAAUAGUUCCAUACAUAAUGGAUUUCAGAAAAUUCCAACAAUUCCUCGUAUCACUCAAGAAAAAGACAUACGGUUGCAAUCUACUAAUUUGUGUCUAAACCAGACAUGGAACACAGAGAAAAAUCCAAAGAAGUUAUUCCAAAAUCAUAACACACACAGUGAUGCCCACAGACCUACUGAUAACACAGUUAGUAAUCCUCAUAUGACCGUUAAACGGCAAGAGUUUUGUAAGUCACAUCAAAAUCAAGAAUCUCUAUACCACAAACACCAUCUGCAAUAUGUCCCUCAAAAAGUAAUUGUACAGAACUCCAGUUCCAGUUCCACAUUUAACAAUUCCAAACCUCUAUCACUCCACAGAAACAAGCAAUCUAAUUCAUGCAAGUCAAAGAGUCUUGGAGAUCUGACAUCAGAGGAUAUCUCCUGUAAUUUUGAGAGCAAAUACAAGAGAAUUAACAAAGGUUUUCUGUCUUCAGGCAUUGUAGAAGAAAAUGCAUCUCUGGCAAAAAGUAGACAUCAAUCCUCGGAUGCAUUGACAGAACAGUUGCGUAAACUGAUGUCUUUUGACCAAGAAGACUUUAGUAAGCCACAGUGUCAUGAACAUGAAGAAGUGGACAUUCCUAAGCCUCUAUCUCGGAAGCUGUCUUCUAGAAGUCAGAGCAGGGUCAGGAACAUUGCUAACCGUGCCAAGGAACGACAGGAGGCCAAUAAAAUGAAACACAGCACCUCUAAUCUAAAUGAAGUUGUUUUCCGAAACAAACCACCUACUUCUUCUCAGCCUGUAAACAGACAUUCAACCGGAUCUUAUAUAGCCAGUUACUACAGCAACCUUAAUAAUGAAAGGCUUGAAGGAAGAGGCAUACCAGAAGGUGCAUGUAAUUCUCAAACCUAUAGAUAUAAUGAUACCUUUUGUAUAGAUCGUUUCAAUUAUCAGACUGAUCCAAGCAAUAUUGAUGAACCAGAAAUUUAUUUCCUACUGAGAUUGUAAAUAUACAUAGGGUCUCCAAUUUAAUGUUGUUUACAAGAUGGUUUAUUUCAUUUGAAAUAUAUUAUUAGAAAGUACUCCUUUGGUCUUUUUUAACCCAUUGAGUGCCGGGGCCGCCACAUGGAUUUCAAAGGGUGAAAUAACAUAACAUUUUGUUUUAAAAAAAAAUGGUUUUUAACAGUUUUUAGUUAAAUAGGUUAGUCUUCCUUGGGUUUCACCCCUUGAGUGCCAGCGUGGUGUGCAAUUUAUUAUAUUGAAAACUGCUCUACCCCUCUCUGGCAUUCAAAGGGACAGGGCUACUCUUAAUGUUAACAACUUUGUAAAUAUAUUCUUGUACUUUUUAAUAUAAAUGCAUCAUUUUUAAUUAUAAAUUUUAUUUGGGGAAAAGCAGGGAGCUAUGUGCAUGCAGUCAUCCUGGAAGCUCAUAGUCUAUUAAAUGUAAUGUGCAUGUACAUUAUAACAAAACAAUAUAGUAAAUUUGCACAGACGGCAAAAAAAAAGAUAAUUGCAAUAAAAAUAUAUGUCUCUAUUUCUUUUUA
Molecule: messenger RNA, 35323 nt
Organism: Pelobates cultripes (western spadefoot toad)
Lineage: Eukaryota; Metazoa; Chordata; Amphibia; Anura; Pelobatidae
Source: the annotation of a GenBank genome assembly